UCAGACCUCGGCUCACGUGCAGUCCAUCUGUGACGCCCUGGAGAUCCCCCACAUCGAGACCCGUUGGGACUACAGACUCCGGCGGGAUGAUUACUCCGUCAACCUCUACCCUCACCCCUCCUCCCUCAGUAAGGCAUACCUGGAUCUGGUGAGGAUGUUCGGGUGGCGGUCCUUCUGUAUCCUGUACGAGGACAACGAGGGGCUGGUCAGGAUGCAGGAGCUCCUAAAGACGCCCUCCCCUAAUGAGUUCAAGGUGACCAUACGCCAGCUGCCCCAAAGUGAUGAUUACAGGGACGUACUGAACGAGGUGAAGGGGACACUAGAACAAAACAUCAUUCUGGACUGCAAGACGGAGAAGGUCGGCAUGGUGCUCAAACAGGCUCAGCAGAUAGGCAUGAUGUCUUCCUUCCACAACUAUAUCAUCUCCUCCCUGGACCUACACCUGGUCAACUUGGAAGACUUUAAGUACGGCGGCUCCAACGUGACGGCGGUAAGACUGAUUGACCCAGACCGAGAGGAGGUGAAGAACGUGAUGAAGGACCUACAGGCUGGCCGGGGCAUGUACACCAACAAGCUCCAUGACGAGGACGUGAUCAUGAAGCUCAGGAACUUGAGUUUCUGGACGACGGAGACAGCGUUGAUGUACGACGCCGUGAAGCUCUUCGUUCUGGCCAUACAGGCGUUGGACAACUCGACGGACGUGCAGAUGACCUCCCUGGUGUGUGAGGAUGAGGACGCUUGGGUACACGGUAACUCUCUCAUCAAUUACAUGAAGCUGGUCAAGAUGCCAGGACUCACUGGUCCCAUAGAGUUCGAUGCAUUGGGGUUCAGGACGGACUUCAACCUUGAUAUAGUGGAGCUGGGCAUGAAGAACUUGACUAAGGAAAAUGAAGUGGUGAAAGUGGGGACGUGGAACAGGAAGACGGGGACAAACUACACCAGGAGUUAUCAGGACACCCAGAAGAAGAUCGUAGACGGCCUUCAGAACAAGACACUCAUCGUCUCCUUUGCAUACAACGAUCCGUACAUCAUGCUAAAAGAGAGCUCCGAACAGCUGUCUGGGAAUGACCGCUUCGAAGGCUUCUGUAUCGACCUCCUCAACGAGAUCUCCAGCAUCCUCAAGUUCAACUACACCCUCAUCCCCGUCCCCGGCAACGCUUACGGCACGAGGAACCAGGACACGGGGGAAUGGAACGGCAUGAUUAAGGAACUGCUGGAACAGCGGGCAGACAUGGCUAUCACCGACCUCACCAUCAACUACGAGCGAGAACAAGCUGUAGACUUCACAAUGCCCUUCAUGAACAUGGGUAUCUCGAUCCUGUACAAGAAGCCGCAGAAGAUGGCCCCCUCACUCUUCUCCUUCCUCUCCCCACUCUCCCUCGAAGUCUGGAUGUAUAUGAUUACUGCCUACGUCGGUGUCUCUGUCUUGAUGUAUAUUCUAGCCAGGUUCACGCCGUACGAGUGGCAGAACCCGCACCCGUGUGACCCAGACCCUGACACCCUGGAGAACCAAUUCACCAUCCUCAACUGCCUCUGGUUCGCCAUCGGCUCCCUUAUGCAGCAGGGGUGUGACUUCCUGCCCCAGGCGGUGUCAACAAGGAUGGUGGCAGGUAUGUGGUGGUUCUUCACUCUCAUCAUGAUCUCCUCCUACACGGCUAACUUGGCCGCCUUCCUCACGGUCGAGCGCAUGGAGUCCCCCAUCGAGUCGGCCGAGGAUCUGGCCAAGCAGACCAAGAUCAAGUACGGUUCCCUGGCCUCCGGUACCACCCUCUCCUUCUUCAGAGACUCCACCCUACCCACCUACGCUCGUAUGUGGUCCUUCAUGGAGUCCACCAGUCCCUCCGUCUUGGUCAAGAGCAACGCUGAAGGUGUUAAGAGAGUUCAGGAGAUGAACGGCCUGUACGCCUAUCUGAUGGAAUCGACCUCUAUCGAGUAUGUCAUCGAGAGGAACUGUGACCUAACGCAGGUGGGCGGCUUGCUCGACUCCAAGAGCUACGGCAUCGCCCUCCCCUCUGGUUCUACCAUCAAGGAGGUACUGGACGUCGCUAUAUUGACUAAGCAAGCUGAGGGCCGAUUCCACAUACUAAAAGAAAAAUGGUUUAGGCAAAAGAGAGGUGGUGGAAAAUGCAGGGAGGAGGCUGGAGGUAGCAGCAUGGCGAGUGAGCUGAACUUGUCUAACGUGGGCGGUGUGUUCGUGGUGCUGUUGGGCGGGAUGGGACUCGCCCUCAUUGUCGCCAUGGGAGAGUUCGUCCUCGAGUGUUGGGGUAUCGCCAAGGAGGACGAGGAACCUAUGAUGGACGUGUUGAACAAGGAACUGCGCUUCGUCUUCAAGUGUAAGGGGUCGUCCAAGCCUGUGAGAAAGAAAGCCUCCGAGUCUGAGGUGGGCGACGCUAGCAACAACCUCUUCGGCUCUGAUGUUUACAACUACUCUGGCAAAAAUCCGCUUAGCUGAUUGCCGGACGUGACGUCACGUUCUGACGUCACAGAUGAUUCCCACCCUUGGAUGCUUCCCAGCUAUGUUCCACCGCCACCCUCCCCAGUAGUCAACCUCAGCACAUCUACAAUCAACCAGAACGCUUCUACUGCCAACCAGAACCCAUCUACCGCCAAUCAGAACUCGCCGUUGCACUGUGGGCCGAGUAAGAACUCUUCACCCUUGCCGUCAGCCAAUCGGCGUGAAGCGACAUUCGACGCAGCGAAUCUGAGACAACGGAAAAAUUAGUAGUAGCGACUGUUGACAGUUAUAUAUCCUUUUGUGACGUUGGUGUUUUUCUCACCUCCACUUGUUGUUUGGUGGUGUAGACAAGUGACACAAACUGGGAGUUGUUAGUCCUGACUUGUUUUGGUUCCUCUCCUCUGACUCGUGAAAAGGUUGAGAGACUUUUACGGAACUUUCGAAGCUGGCGAGAAAAAAUUGCGCCUCCUGGCGCUUACUUUUUUCCGUUAAUAGGAAAGCGGAGGCAAUAUUUUGUAGUGCCUGGUUGAACAAACCGUUAAGGUACAGGAGACUGAAGAAUUAUUUCUAGAAGUGAACUUUGUAUCUCGUAAGAUGACAAUAGUUUUAGACGGGUUCAGGCUAUUAAAAUUUGUCUUUUUGUAAACGACAUUUCUUAUGAAGGAAAAUCUUUGCGUCGUUUGCUGCGUCCCGAUGAUAUUUUCUCGCCUCGAACUGUAAUUUAUAUCCCACCUUGUUGAGACAAUCCAGUUUUGUUUUGGGAACACUCAGAGGCCCGUGCUGUACCACAUAGCUGCCUUUUACUGAAGCUAAGGAUGCCCUGUGGGUUCAAUUCACUUAUGAUUAUUUUCAUGGAUAAUUUCAUCUACUAUUGUUUUAUUGGAAACUCUCGACCCUCCUUUGCUAAUCUGUGUGACAUUCCCUGCGCCCGCUACCUCACCUAAGUUCAUGUGCGGCUGGCAGCUCCACACUUACCCACCACAAAUCCCUGGCUCUAACCUAUUGUUGAUGUUUUGUAUAGUUUUAGAAGGUCGUUGUUAAUGAAGUGAUAUUAUCAUUUACGGACGCAACUCACUGUUUAAUACACGGACAAUGACUGAUAUUUUUUUCAGUUGAUUACUAGAAGUAGAUCAGAAAGCAACGGGAACAUAUGAUUAGUGGACUGUACAGAACUACCUGCUGAUUAGUAGACUGUAUAGAACUACCUGUUGAUUGGUGGAAUACACAGAGUUAAUAGCUGUCUGGUUGGUGGAGGGAGCGUUGCUAAUUAGUGAUUGGUGGGUCAUUUAGACUUACAAGCUGAUUUGCGAUUACACCAGAAAGGAAAAGAACUAUAAAAGCUAGUGGUUGAUUGGCGAAGAUACAGAAGCUGUAUGGUGAGUGGUCAAGAUUCAGAAGCUGUAUGGUGAUUGGUCAAGAUUCAGAAGCUGUAUGGUGAUUGGUCAAGAUUAUGAUUGGCGAAGAUUCAGAAGCUAGGUGAUUGGUCAAGAUUCAGAAGCUAGGUGGUGAUUGGUCAAGAUUCAGAAACCAGGAAGUAUAUGAUUGACGAAGAUUCACAAGCUAGAAGGUGAUUGGUCAAGAUUCAGAAGCUAGAAAGUGAUUGGUCAAGAUUCAGAAACCAGGAGGUAUGUGAUUGGAAAAGAUUCAGAGACUAGGAGAUGAUUGGUAAAGGCUACACUGAUUUGGUAUUUUGGUAAUGUUAGCAUUGAAAUCUUGAUUAUAUGGAGCUUUUGUAACCUCACACACACACACACACACACAUACAGGCUAUUUUCUUGUUAACAUCACAUACUUCUAAAAAGAAAGAUGUUGUCGCUAUUAUAUUUUCCUGUCAAUUUCUGCUGUUUCCAUUUUGUUUUACUGGCCAACGACCAUCUCACCAAGAAAAAAUUUUCCAUUAAAUUAUACCCUAAGAUAUCUUACCGUACUCUCUCUCUCUCUCUCUCUCUCUCUCCUUUAAGGUACAUAUAUUCACCAAGAUCUGUUCUCACCACUUGUUGUUGUUGUUGUUUUUUCACUCUUAUCUGGCUCCCAUUUCAUCUAAGUCAUCACAUCCAUUUUAAGUUAGUUUCACUUGUCUCUUCUUGAAUUCGUCUUUCUUCUUCACUUCACUUACGUCCAAAGCCACACCCGGUGAUUUUCCCAAGAAUAAAUACUUAACUUUAAUAACAACAACAAAACAACCGAACAUCCAACAUCCAUAAACAAAAUAAUAGUUGUUAUUGUGUGGAUGGAAGCCGACUUGAGGCAUUCUUCUGUACACAUUACAAGUCUUAAAAUUGAAUUCUUUAAUAAACAUGAAUGUCACCAUCACAUGUAUAUCGGUGCUUAGAAUGUUAGAACUUUUUGUGUAUAUAAUGCCAGUGUGUGUGUUAGUGACUCGACAAAGGGCAUUCGAUCCCACACUUUACUUUCCUUCCCACUGUUAACAACUUGUGUACUGUAAUGUUUUUAAUCAGCAUAUUAGUACAGUUAUGUGAUAGUACAGUUAACGAUUUGAAGUCAUUUACCAUUACUUCUGGAGUCACUUCAGGGUUGUUUUAAUUUGUAUUUAUUUAUUAUUGUUUACUAUAUCCAAUGCUAUGCUCUUUUCUUUUCUUCACUCGUAGGCCAUGUUGGUGUAUCUGAAAUUCGUCUCUCAUAUAUCGUUCUUCCCCUUCGUUGACCAAUUUACUUACCUGACACACGAACAUUUUAAGUACAGUCUUGCUGAAACACGAAAAAUAAUUAAAUGAACUAAACCAACAGGAAGAUUCUCAAUUAAAAAAAUUAUUCGAUGUAUAGUUUAAUUAUAGAAAUAUAAAAAAACAGUAUUAAAUAAACAUUAACUGCAGUUCAUAUUUGUGUCCAAUAUACACAUCCUAAAACAUAAAUAUUGUCAUUAUCCGAAGCUCUUCCUCAUGGUUCAGAUCGUUCAGUCUUCUUUAGCAUUUCAAGUGGGGUGACUCACGUGGAUCUGUCAUUGUUAUGUUGUAAGUUAUGACGCUGUCGCUUCCAUCAACCCGGAGGAAAUAUUGCCGUAUGGACCUCACCAUUGCUUGUCUUGCUUCUCACGCUUUGAUAAUUAAAGUUGAGGUCGUUUCCCUGGUUAAUCGACUUCCUUCAUUUCUUCAUUAUCCAUUUCACAUCAACAUUUUUUUUUCCAUAUUCCUUCUUUUUUUGUUCUUAUUCUCGAUUGUAUUUUUUAAUAAUUUAAUUUCAUUCUUAAUUGUUAUUCUUCUCCAAAUAUUUUUAACAAUUCAUAUAAUAGAGUUACUUCUUGUUGUUGUUUGAGAUAAGACGUGCAGUUUGUCAUUUGUCUUCGCCUGAUUGGUGAAGCUGUAACAAGUGAACAAACAUUACUGAUCGAUGUACCUUGCCAUUCAUAUCGCGAAAUCUCCUUUUUAAAGCUUGGAUAAGACUAUGUGUUUAUCCACACCCCUUCAAGUUAGUUAUAUAUAUAUAUAUAUAUAUAUAUAUAUAUAUAUAUAUAUAUAUAUAUAUAUAUAUAUAUAUAUUGUUGUGUAGGGUGUUUACAAAGUCCCUUUAUUGUUCAUAUUUUCAGUCCCUCGAGGAUGUUAUGUAUCCAAAAUGUCUGUAUGUACGCCAUCAUGUUCGGCUUUAUAUUUUUUUCGUCAUGUUUGUUGCAACUUUGACCUGCCAGAGGAAACGUUUGUAGUUGUAAGUCAUUACGUACAUAGGUCAGGGAUGCAAUCAUAUGCUGACUGUUGGAGUACAUAUUAUUCAUUUCUAGGAUGUGUAACUUUCUCAGUGGACUGAGAGCCCCACCAUCAAGGGAAUUUGUCAAUACAGCGUAUAGGUAUCGACGUAUUCUAAGGUGGCGACACUUUAUUACUGUACAGUAUGUAUGUAUUUGCAUGUUAUAGGUGUUGUUAUAUCGCUUGACGAUUAAAAAAAUGUUUUAGACUGUUUUUCAAAAGGUAUGAAUGAUUCUGUCACCAAAAUAAAUAUGCUGACAAUAAGAGAGAAGUUUAUAAAAAGAAAUCUAUCAAUAUAAGUACACCGGAUUAUGUAUGGUGAGGAUGGGCCACUGAGUACAAGUUAGGUGUAGGUGUGCGGGGGUCACUCUCUUGUGAGGAUACCGGGCCAAGUUUUUGUGAGGACGCGACAUUAUGUUUUGCGAGGCUACCGGUCGUUCCUUAUGAGAAUAUUGUAUUUGGUCGACUUUGUGAGGGCAUACUGUAGUGUUAAGUUUUGUAAGGAUACCAAGUCAAAUUUUGAGAGGAGACAGGGUGACGAAUCUCCUACGUGUUAUUAUUUGGGGGGAGGAAUUUACCCUCAGUGUGUACUCUCAUAGCAUCGUACAGGUAACAGUACACCCGCAUUUUAUAAAAGAGAAAUCGUACGUUAAUUUUUCCCUCCAACUGUGGAUGAUGAAAAAACAACGCAUCUAGUUCAGGUGUUCUUGGUUUAAUUCAGACAAUAUUUUUGUUUAUAAUCAGGAUGCGGAUGAACGGAGUUAUGGAAAGAUUCUGUAAAUUGUGGAAGAGUCUGGACUUAACCUGUAAUAAGUGAAGAAGAUAACAAUUAUCAUGAGACAGUAGCCAGUGGUUCAGGACCUGAUGAGUGUUGAACUUGAUAUGACGACAAAGUCCGUUAUUUUGUAUGAUCUGGUGUGAUGCUUGUGGGUAUUGGUUUAAAUUGCAAUCCUGUAUACUGUAUUUAUUUUAAUGAGUUUGUAAGCAAAUUGUGUAUGUAUAUAUAGAAUGUGUACUCUUCAUCCAAGCCCCUCUCUGGAAAGUAGAAAAAUAAAAUAAAAGUAACUAUUUUACUUUGUCAGGACAGUAGAAGAACUUUGAUUUUUAUCUAAGUUGGUGGAGUUUAGAGAAAAUAAAAACUUUGGGGGUCAAUAUUGAGGAGAGGGUGACCUGACGGUGACCUAACCUCCUAGCACUCUUUGUGACCCUCUCCGCCCAGACGAAGGAGCUCACCACUGACCUCCCUCUGCUAGUUUACCCAUCACCACUCUCCUACCACCGUGACUAUUACUACCCUACCACCACUACACCAUCAUUAUUACCUCACCAUUAUCACCAUCUCAUCACUACCACUACCCUCAUCGCCACUACCCUCACCAACGCUAUCACACCACUACCUCCAUCCUAUACCAACACAACCAUUACACCCCCACCACCACUUCACCGUCACAUCACUACCUACGACCAUUACACCCCUAUCCCAACCACCACAAUCACCACCACCACCACCACUACUACUACCCACCCCCCUUCACCAGCAUCACCGUUCUUCCCCUUAACAUUCCCUACAUUUUUCUCCUUUACUGUGACAGGUCUUGGUCCCUGGCAGUCUUAAUAUCCGUGUCCCAGACCUCACUUGACAUCACCUUCCUCUUCCUCCUCGUCCUCCUCCUCCUCUUCUCCCUCCUCCUCCUCCUCCUCUCCCUGGUCUCCCACACCCCUAAGCAGCUCCCUCACUACCACCACCCGCUAUACAGGCUGCUGCUGCUGCCUCCUCUUCAUGUAUGUGUUUCCCGUCAGGAUUGUUUUCUUCGACCCCUUGUAAGUAUUUCUUGACAAAUAAAUUAUUUUAAGCAAG
Molecule: messenger RNA, 8011 nt
Organism: Homarus americanus (American lobster)
Lineage: Eukaryota; Metazoa; Arthropoda; Malacostraca; Decapoda; Nephropidae
Product: glutamate receptor ionotropic, kainate 2-like
Exons: 18
Coding region: 155-2452 (765 amino acids)
Biological process (GO): modulation of chemical synaptic transmission; monoatomic ion transport; synaptic transmission, glutamatergic
Cellular component (GO): postsynaptic membrane; plasma membrane
Molecular function (GO): glutamate-gated receptor activity; transmitter-gated monoatomic ion channel activity involved in regulation of postsynaptic membrane potential
Source: RefSeq, a predicted model, not a curated record